Molecule: messenger RNA, 3000 nt
Organism: Pseudoliparis swirei
Lineage: Eukaryota; Metazoa; Chordata; Actinopteri; Perciformes; Liparidae
Product: runt-related transcription factor 1-like
Exons: 6
Coding region: 525-1514 (329 amino acids)
Biological process (GO): regulation of cell differentiation; neuron differentiation; regulation of transcription by RNA polymerase II
Cellular component (GO): nucleus
Molecular function (GO): DNA-binding transcription factor activity, RNA polymerase II-specific; ATP binding; RNA polymerase II cis-regulatory region sequence-specific DNA binding
Source: RefSeq, a predicted model, not a curated record
UGUACCGGAGUCACAUCAGAAGCGGACUGAGGAGGAACACGGUAGAAAGUUGGAACCCGGUGCCACGCAGGAUCCCGUGGAACCUUCUGGUGUUUUGAGGACUUGAUCCAUCACGAGUCCGAGAGACUUCUUCUGGUCCCGGAUUGUUCGGGCUCUUCUGGUCCAGGGUGUUCCGGGCUCUUCUGGUCCCGGAUUGUUCGGGCUCUUCUGGUCCAGGGUGUUCCGGGCUCUUCUGGUCCCGGAUUGUUCGGGCUCUUCUGGUCCAGGGUGUUCCGGGCUCUUCUGGUCCCGGAUUGUUCGGGCUCUUCUGGUCCAGGGUGUUCCGGGCUCUUCUGGUCCCGGAUUGUUCGGGCUCUUCUGGUCCAGGGUGUUCCGGGCUCUUCUUAACGGAAUAACGCGCCGUGACCCACCGUGGACCCGGACCCGGACUCUGAGAACCAGUCCUCUGCGGCCAGCCAGAGGCACCGCAGGGUCGCGGGGGAGGUCGGGACCGUCGGGGUCCGCGGACGCACUGCGGCGCACAAAUGGUGUUUCUGUGGGACGCCAAAUACGACCCGGCCCCCGGUCGGCGCUACAGCCCCCCCUCCACCACGCUGGCCUCGGGGGGGAAGAUGUCCGAGGCCCUGGGCACGCAGGAGGGCGCCGCCCUGGUGGGCAAGCUGCGCAUGGCGGAGCGCGGCGUGGUGGAGGGGGUCUCUGACCAUCCGGGUGAGCUGGUGAAGACCGACAGUCCUAACUUCCUGGUCUCCGUGCUGCCGUCCCACUGGAGGUGCAACAAGACGCUCCCGCUCGCCUUCAAGGUGGUUGCCCUGGGCGACACCCCCGACGGCUCCCUGGUGACGGUGAUGGCGGGUAACGACGAGAACUUCUCGGCCGAGCUGCGGAACGCCACGGCGGCCGUCAAGAACCACGUGGCGCGCUUCAACGACCUGCGCUUCGUGGGCCGCAGCGGGCGAGGGAAGAGCUUCACUCUCACCAUCACCGUGUUCACCAACCCUCCUCAGGUGGCCACGUACCAGAGAGCCAUAAAGAUCACAGUGGACGGACCUCGAGAGCCACGACGCCACCGGCAGAAGAUGGAUGAAGUCAAAGCCGGCUCCCUGGCGUUCUCCGAGAGGCUGACGGAGCUGGAGCAGCUGAGGCGGAGCUCCAUGAGGGUGACCCCUCCUCACCACCAGCACCACCACCACCACCCUCCUCAUCCUCACUCCGCCAACAGCCGCCAGUCUGCAGCGCUCAGCGCCGCCAACUUCUCCAGCCCGACGCACGCCCAGAUCACUGCUGGUAAGAGUCUUCAUCAGGAGAGGAGCCAAGAACCCUCCUCUGCAUCAGGGGACCACGUGGGUCUGUCUGGACUCAAUGGAGACUCUACUGGUCCCAUGGGGACCCACUGGACUCUACUGGUCCCAUGGGGACCCCUGGACUCUACUGGUCCCAUGGGGACCCACUGGACUCUACUGGUCCCAUAUUGGUUUGGUCACGGGCCUUCUGCAAGAGAGCCUUGCUUCCUCUAGUUUGGAUUGUUGCCUUGUUUCCUCUAGUUGGGAUAGUUGCCUCUACUUGGGAUAGUUGCCUUGUUUCCUCUUGUUGGGAUUGUUGCCUUGUUUCCUCUACUUUGGAUUGUUGCCUUGUUUCCUCUAGUUGGGAUAGUUGCCUCUACUUGGGAUAGUUACCUUGUUUCCUCUAGUUGGGAUUGUUGUUUUAUUUCCUCUAGUUGGGAUAGUUGCCUUGCUUCCUCGAGUUGGGAUAGUUGCCUUGUUUCCUCUAGUUGGGAUAGUUGCCUCUAAUUUGGAUUGUUGCCUUGUUUCCUCUAGUUGGGAUAGUUGCCUUGUUUCCUCUCGUUGGGAUUGUUGUCUUAUUUGCUCUAGUUGGGAUAGUUGCCUUGUUUCCUCUAGUUGGGAUAGUUGCCUCUAGUUGGGAUAGUUGCCUUGUUUCCUCUAGUUGGGAUAGUUGCCUUAUUUCCUCUAGUUGGGAUAGUUGCCUUGUAUCUCUGGUUGGGAUAGUUGCCUCUAGUUGGGAUAGUUGCCUUGUUUCCUCUCGUUGGGAUAGUUGCCUUAUUUCCUCUAGUUGGGAUAGUUGCCUUGUUUCCUCUAGUUGGGAUAGUUGCCUUGUUUCCUCUCGUUGGGAUAGUUGCCUCUAGUUGGGCUAGUUGCCUUGUUUCCUCUAGUUGGGAUUGUUGUGUUAUUUCCUCUAGUUGGGAUAGUUGCCUUGUUUCCUCUAGUUGGGAUUGUUGUGUUAUUUCCUCUAGUUGGGAUAGUUGCCUCUAGUUGGGAUAGUUGCCUUGUUUCCUCUCGUUGGGAUAGUUGCCUCUAGUUGGGAUAGUUGCCUCUAGUUGGGCUAGUUGCCUUGUUUCCUCAAGUUGGGAUUGUUGUGUUAUUUCCUCUAGUUGGGAUAGUUGCCUCUAGUUCAGACAUGGGCAAACUACGGCCCGCGGGCCACAUCCGGCCCGUUAGGCUUUUUCAUCCGGCCCGCCGAACUUGUCCAAAUCGCGACUUUGUUUACUUCCGGUGUGCGUUGGCGCGGAAAGUACUUGUCACACAAAACCCUUCACCAUGAUUUGUCAAUCCGUUUGUCUGUCAACAUUUUGUGAAAAAAACAACCAAUGAACACUCAGUAAAUCACAAGGGACCCGCCCACCACACAGGUGAAGCUCAUUUAGAAACAGCCACAGUGAUUUUGGCGAGCAGCGCGGAGCCUGGAGGGGCUGCAGAGCCACGAGGAGGAACACGCAGCCAGAAGAGGUCCACUUGGACCGGGUAAGAGUCUUUACUACACGUUACGUGUCACGGUGUCCGUAACUUGUGCGCGGUGCUGACUAGUCUUGUAUUUUACAGAGAGGAUUCACCAGCGCCUGCAGCUCCACCUGCAGCUCCGCCUGCCCGGCCAGCAGAGAGCUCUUGUGACACGAUGACAUGAUGUUAUUAUAGUGAAGCCAUAUUGUAAAUAGUCUGUCAAUAGUUGUGUUCUGUUUUCUAUUUCACAACAUGUAUAUAAUGUAGA